GGCCACUACUAUAAACACACUGGGAGCUCCAGAGAGAAGAAGACCACGUCGGCGAAACCCACGGUCAAGUUGGACGAACCGCUCUCUCUCUGCGCUUCUGGUGGAAAACUCUUCGAGCGGACGGAAAAACUUGGAGCAGCGGCCGCCGCGGGAUCCUCCUGCGCCUCCAUUCGCCACUUUUGUGUUGUUUUUUUUCCCCUUUUCUCCCCCUCGUUGCUGUUGUUCUGAAGGCUGCGCUCAUAUGUUCAAAAGCCUUUGGAGACGCUUUCCGCGUGGGAACGUGAACGUAUCUGAGCGAAAUCAAAGCGCUGCACUGAGGAUUAUUGACUCUGAUGUGAGCUUCAGGGCCGUCGAGCGAGUCGGGUUCGCCGCCAUCGGGGAGCAGAAAACGGCAUGUAACGCGGGACCGAGGAUCUAGCGCCUCCUCCUCCUCCGCCCGGGCGUCCUCCUCCAGCUCUUCCUCUCCAGACAUCGUGGGGAAUGGGCCAGCGCCUUCCCAGGGUGCAUCUCUCCACCCAGCGGUGCGGCUGGCGUCGCCCACGAGUGAGGAGGGCAGCGGCCAGGUCAUAGAGCCGCCCCCCCUCUCUCUUUCUCUCUCUCUCUCUUUGCUCGCCCGUGACUGUUUUGACCUUCGACCCCGCCAGCCAUGCCCUUCCGCCUGAAGCUGCGGCGCACGCGGCGCUACAACGUCCUGAGCAAGAACUACUUCGUGACGCGGAUCCGCCUGCUGGACAGCAACGUCAUUGAGUGCACCCUGUCGGUGGAGAGCACGGGACAGGAGUGUCUGGAGGCGGUGGCCCAGAGGCUGGAGCUACGGGAGACCCACUACUUCGGCCUGUGGUUCCAGGGAAAGACCCAGACCCCGGCUCAUCGUUGGGUGGAGCUGGAGAAGCCCCUCAAAAAGCAGCUGGACAAGUUCGGCAACGAGUCGCUGCUCUUCUUCGGGGUCAUGUUCUACGUGCCCAGCGUCUCCCGUCUGGAGCAAGAGGCCACCAGGUAUCAGUAUUACCUGCAGGUGAAGAAGGAGGUGCUGGAUGGACGUCUUCACUGCACAGUAGAGCAGGGGAUCAGACUAGCUGGACUAGCAGUACAAGCUGACUUUGGAGACUUCACCCAGUUCAUGUCCCAGGACUUUCUCAGGGAGUACGUUCUCUUCCCAGUGAACUGGCCCAACGGAGACGAGGUGCAGGACGAGUGGACCCAGAAGGUCGCCGAGGAGCACAAGAGUCACUGUCGAAUGCAGCAGGCCGAGGCAGAGCUGCUCUACAUCAAGGAGGUGGAGAAACUGGACGGCUUUGGCCAGGAGAGCUUUGCUGCCAAGGACAACUACACCAAUGACAUAUUCAUCGGCGUGUCCUUCAUUGGAGUGUUCGUGAAACACAGAAACGGCAGAUCCAUCAUGCUCCACAAGUGGAAGGACAUCGGGACCAUAGCGCACAACAAAUCAGCCAUCACAGUGGAGAUAACGAGCAGAGACGACACCAUCGUUUUUCACACGGAGGAUAUGGAAAUGGCAAAGUAUGUGGCUCGCCUUUUCACGGCCAGACACAAGUUUUACAAACAGAACAAGAUCUGCGCAGAACCCACUCACUCUCCCGCACCCAUCAGGAGGAGACCCACCUGGACCCAUCGCCUCUCCCUGCCGCGGCCCCAGUCCUGUAACUUCCAGUCCUUGCAUUCCCAGUACGGGGAACAUUAUCAGGACACACAGAGCUCUCAAGACAGCAUAUUCCACGAUGACCACUACUACAAGUCGGAGACCAGUCUGGACCGUUGCCCGGUGGAGUUCCCCUUCCGUAACGGUACCGUGCCCAACGGGAGCAUGUACAGCAGCCCCAGCCUGAGCUCCCUCAACCACUCCCAGACCUUCAUCCCGCCCUCGCCCAUGUCCUCCAACCUCAGCAUCCCCGGCAGCGAGCUCAUGCGCCCGGACUACAUCCCCAGCCACCGCCACAGCGCCAUCAUCGCCCCGUCCUACCGGCCCACGCCGGAGUACGACGCCGUGAUGCGGCAGAAGCGGCGCAUGGUGCCCACCCAUCAUGACCUCCACAGCCAGUCUCUGCGCAGUCUGAACAUCAGUAAUGCCUGCGCGUACCGGCAGCCUGAAGCCCUGGUGUACAGCCAGCCUGAGAUGAGGGAGAGGGGCCCCUAUCACGGUCUAGGGCCCAACCCUGGAGCCUACACACCACAGAUCAGCUACAGUAAGCCUGUGUCCCACGGGCCUCAUCAGGGAGGUCCGGCCAGCAGCCAGGGCCACUGUCAUUCCCCCUGCGUGAACGGUGGCGGCAGCGGUGGAGGCGGAGGCGUAGGAAGCUCCAUCUCUCACACCGUCAGCACACCCGAGUUGGCGAACACGAAGCAACAAGGCACCGGCGCAGGGACGCACGCAGCUGCAGCCAACAUGCUGAGGAACCACCUGUCGCGCCCCCCCCCGCCGUACCCCUCCAACUCCUUCCGCCCGGCCACCAGCACGCCGGACCUGGCCAGCCACCGCCACCGCUGCAUUGGCGGCAGCAGCCCGGAGCUGGUCACCCGCAUGGUGCAGCUGUCAGUCAAGACCUUCCAGCCGGACAGCUCGGCCGUCGUGCACCAGUCGCUGCAGGAGGUCAGCGAACCGCUGACCACGGCUGCGAAGCAUCGCUCCACUCUGGGGAAGAGGCACAGCAUGGAGGUGAUCAGCAGCAUGAGGGGGGGUGGGGGCGGGGGUGGGGGGUUGGAGGGCUUGGUGAUGAAGGGCAUGAAUGCACCCCUCCACCGGAGGAAUACUCUCAGAGAACACGUGAUGCCGCCACAGCCGCCUCAGCCCGCUCCUCCUCCCCGGCCGCAAACCCCUCAGCCUCAAAGCCAGCCACAACCCCAGCCUGCACCUCAGCAGCCGAAGGAGCUGCCAGUGCAGAUGCCCGCCCAGAAAGCGGCAGAGGCGCCUGCAGCGCUGCCUUCGGCCGCCGCCUAUCAGCACCAAAAGACCCUCUCCAACGCUACUAUGCUCAUACAUAGCAGUGAGAGCGAGGAAGAGGAGGAGGAGGAAGAGGAGAGGCCCGAGCUGGACGUUCAAAUCCCAGGUCUCAACGAGGACAUCAGCGCUCAGCUCCAGGCUGCUCUGGCAAAGCUGCCCAACAAGCCCCCUCCGGAGUACCCUGGUCCUCCUCGACCUCCAAGCAGUGCGCAGAUUCGCACCCACAACAACGCCCACCAUCACAACCACACUCCAGGACCACAGGGCACCCAAGGACCCAUGGACCUGAACCAAGCCCCGGGUCGAGCCGCCAAGGCCGGCCAGAAUGACGGCGGUGGUGGGAGCGGGGGUGGCGCGGGUGCAGGUGGGACACUGACCCGAGGAGACCAGGGCGCGGUCAACGGAGCCGUUUUGGGUCCAUCCAUUUCAGAACCAGACCUGACCAGUGUGAAGGAGAGGGUCCGGAAGGAGCCAGUCAAGGAGAGGCCGGUGUCAGAGAUGUUCUCCUUGGAGGACAGCAUCGUGGAGAGGGAGAUCGCUCAAAGGACGCUGGAGAGGCAGAAGAUGUCCGUGGACUCCAUGAAGAGGCCGCUGAUGAUGGCCGCGCUCAACGGCCUCUACGUGGCCCGGAUGCCGGUCCCCGAGAGUCCCGCGGAGGGCGUCAGCAAAGCCAACACCGACGAGCGGUGCAAGAACUUGGAGUUGAAGCUGGAGGAGGAGCAGGUCUUCACAGAGUACGAGCAGGUGUCCAAGAAAAGGUCCAAUUGUGUCCUCGCCACGGCAACGCUGCCCGAAAACGCCGAGCGCAACCGCUUCCGCGACGUGGUGCCGUACGAAGACAACCGGGUGGAGCUUGUGCCCAACAAGGAGAACAACACGGGCUACAUCAACGCCUCGCAUGUCAAGGUGAUGAUUAGAGGGGAGGAGUGGCACUACAUCGCCACCCAAGGCCCGCUGGCCAACACCUGCGCCGACUUUUGGCAGAUGGUGUGGGAGCAGGGGGUCAACGUCAUCGCCAUGGUUACCGCCGAGGAGGAGGGAGGCCGGUCCAAGUGUCACCGCUACUGGCCCAAGCUGGGCUCCAAGCACAACUCGGCCACUCACGGCAAGUUCAAGGUGACCACCAAGUUCCGCACCGACUCGGGCUGUUACGCCACCACGGGGUUAAAGGUCAAACACCUGCUGUCCGGCCAGGAGAGGACGGUCUGGCACCUGCAGUACACCGACUGGCCUGAGCAGGGCUGUCCCGAAUACGUCGGCGGGUUCCUCUGCUACCUGGAGGAGAUCCAGUCCGUGAGGAGACACACCAACUCCAUGCUGGACACGUCCAAGAGCCUCAAUCCCCCUGUGGUGGUGCACUGUAGCGCCGGGGUGGGUCGCACCGGCGUGGUCAUCCUCACUGAGCUCAUGAUCAGCUGUCUGGAGCACAACGAGCCGAUGGAGGUUCCCGUUAUGCUGUCGGAGCUGAGGCAGCAGAGGAUGCUGAUGGUGCAGACCAUCUCCCAGUACAAGUUUGUCUACCAGGUCCUCAUCCAGUUCCUCAAGAACUCUCGCCUCAUCUGAGUCCGGGCUCACGGCUUUUAUUGUACAGGUGCAGCAGAGCGACAGCGGCAGACACUGUUGGUACGGUGGUACUUCAGACGCGCAUGCGGUCGGAUACAGCAGAUAGAACUAUUGUAGAUUAACAGAUAAUAACUGACCAUCACUUGGAAUCUGAUCCAGAUAGAAGCUGUUAUGCUGAGACUUAAAGAAGUUUGGGUUGGCCAUUCGUUAUAAUCAGUAUGUUCCUGUUUAAUUAACCUUGACCUUAACCUUGGACCUUCCUGUGUCGAGCAUUCCCGCCGGUGCGGUUCCUCCACAUAGAGCGCCUGCUAAGUUUCUUAUUCAAUAUUCAGCCAUUGGUGGAAAUGGCACCAUGCUGCAUGAACAGGACCUGGCAGCAGUAUUAUUACUGUCCUCAAUACUCUGAAAGAGUUUGCCAAGCAAAAGUGUUCUUUGAGUCACUGUUCUAAAACAUUUUUUUAUUUUUUACCAGAGUAUUGAUGAUACAGCAAAUAUUUACUUCUGCAUUUUAACAAAUGUGUUUAUUUAUUUCUACCAAUUUGUGGUCACCUUCACAGUAGAGCAUUGUCAAGUCUUAAUUACUACAUUUUUCCUAAAGCCUUUGUUGUGAAUGUGAGGUUUUCCCAUUUUUCCUUCUGAAGCUGUCUCGAUUACAAAAAUGUCCUUUAUCUCACGGACACACACACAUAGUGCAGUUUACACACAGUUAUUUGUUGACAUCUAGUGUGUUGUGUCACAUUUCGUACGUGAAAGCACGUCAGAGUCCAGCAAACUUGAAAUAAUUCAUAGAGAUCAUUUCUUUGCAUCUGGGUCCCUGCACAGCAAAACUGUUCAUAUACUACAUCGUUGUGCCUUAUUAAACAUAGAGUAAGAAUCUGCCUGUUGUACCUCCAAAGAUAAGAUCUUUAAAUCAGUAUUGGCUGGUUUGCUGUCUGUUAGAAGAUCAUUACCCAGCUCUCAGGUGAGGAUUUGGGUGAAUGCUGAUGUCUUGGUUUAUUUUUGAAGGAUAAUAGUCUUUACUGUGUGUAACUAUCAAAAACCAACAGAUUACUGUGCUCCUGAUCCUGUUUAGAAAAUGACAUUCUGAAGAAUUUUCCUUUCUUUUGUAUGAACCCUAAUGCAACGUGUCCAAACUACAUUUGUACAUAACGGGCAGGUGAGAGAGCUGAGAUUCCUACAAAUGUUUUAUAUAGUUUUUUGUCGACUUGGUACCUUACAAAUACUGCAACAUAACAAACUAUGCAUGCAUUUUUAUAUUUUAAUGUAUAUAUUCUCAGAUAAGUAUAAGCUUUAUGCUCUCAACAUAUAAGUGUUUUGUUGCACUUCUGUUCUCUUUGUUAAGGUAUUUUCCUACACAGCAUUCCACUGUUUGUUUAUAUGUAAUUUUCACCCCUUAAGUUUUCAUUUUUGGCCAAAAUCCAAACGACGUUUCAAAGUGUGUGUGCUGUACAUAUGUUUUGUAUAUGUGUUUCCUGUUCUCUCCCCAACCAUGUAUGAAGCUGUCUUACAUGCUUAUUAUGCAAUAAAGCCUUAUUUUCUUUAA
This is a messenger RNA of Betta splendens (Siamese fighting fish), 6062 nucleotides long. Its product is annotated as tyrosine-protein phosphatase non-receptor type 14-like. Gene Ontology annotation, molecular function: protein tyrosine phosphatase activity. The record is from RefSeq and is a predicted model, not a curated record. Gene Ontology annotation, biological process: lymphangiogenesis; protein dephosphorylation. NCBI's taxonomy places the organism in Eukaryota, Metazoa, Chordata, Actinopteri, Anabantiformes, Osphronemidae. The transcript has 20 exons. Gene Ontology annotation, cellular component: cytoskeleton. The coding region runs from base 647 to 4519 and encodes 1290 amino acids.